Molecule: messenger RNA, 749 nt
Organism: Cuscuta epithymum
Lineage: Eukaryota; Viridiplantae; Streptophyta; Magnoliopsida; Solanales; Convolvulaceae
Source: the annotation of a GenBank genome assembly
CUCAUCACUAAUAAUCCUUUCCCAUCUUAUAUAAAUACCACAUACUAUCAUGGUCAAAUGCAACUUCAGUUCACUACUAUACGCUAGAUUCACUUACUAAAAAAAGAGCAAUUAAAGCUAAGCAAAACAAAAAAGGAAAAAGAUGGCAAAGUGGUCAUCCUCAACAUCAAGGACAAAAGACAAACAAGAGAAGAAUGGGAAGAAGCUUAACAUAGUGAUGGAAAAGCUCCAAAGGAGCCUUCUUCUAAGGAAGCGGUCACCCCCGGAGUCGCCUCGCCUCCGUCGUCUCGACGAAUCGGAUAACGCAAGAGGUGUACCGGACGACGUUAAAGAAGGUCAUUUUGCUGUAAUGGCGAUGGACGAUGGCGGUAAGCUGAAGCGGUUCGUGGUUCCAUUGAGUUGUCUAGCGCAUCCUUCGUUCGUUAGGCUAUUGGAUCGAGCCGCGGAGGAGUACGGGUUCGAGUGCGAAGGGGCUAUCAUUUUGCCCUGUAAGCCAACCGAGCUCGAGAAGAUUAUUGAAGAUCAGCAUUGGGUGGAAAAGCUCUUUGCUUAUUAACUAGCUACCGUAACUACUUCAGCUAGAAUAGCAUUGAGUACGUCUACGUACAUUAAAUCGUUACCUUUUUUUUUUCAAAUUACGUAAUUUGUAACGUAAUUUGUUUCGGAUUUAUAGUUUUUGACCAUUCAGUGUUCAUUUUUUUUGCCAAAUAAAUCAAUAAAGUUGUUAUAAAUCAAAUGCUAGCUCUUUA